GAAGGAAGGUCACAUGCGUGAUUUUGAGCAACGAGCUACAGCGAAGCAUCAUAGAUCACAAAGCAUAUUAUGCUGUAACAAAAGCUAUAGUUGUUGUUUUAACAAUGCUGUCUUUUGUAGACGUGAAGCUGAUUUAAAUGGACAGUAAAUCUACGACGUUUUUGUGAUUAUUUUGGCUAGCUGCCUAAUGCUUUUCUUCCAAAAUGUUGCGGAAUAUACUACAAUUCAACAUCGGGCUUAAGAAUGCUUGGUUGCAUAGUAAAAGGUUUCCAUGCAAGCAGCCUCUAUCUUAUAUGAGGUACUCUACAGCACCUGAAAGAAAACGGUUCUAUCAAAAUGUCAGCAUAUCACAGAGUGAUAAUGGUUUGUAUGAGAUAAAUUUGGACAAAAGGAAACUGAAAACUCCUGGAGGAAAGUUGUUCACAGCACCAAAUGAAGCCCUGGCUAUCGCCGUAGCAACUGAGUGGGAUGCUCAACAAGACACACUGAAGUUUUACACCAUGCACCUGACAACCCUAUGCAACACUGCUUUAGACAAUCCCACGCAACGUGAUGAAGACCAAAUGAUCAAAGCUGCACUUAAGUAUCUAGAGACUGACACAGUAUGUUACAGAGUUGAAGAGCCUUACGGUUUAGUAGAUCUUCAGAUCAAUGAGUGGGACCCUGUACUUCACUGGAUUGAGAACAGAUAUAAUGUCACUAUUGGUUCAUCCCCCAGUAUUUUGGGGCCUGAGAUUCCUGAAGCAACUAAAGAUACAUUCAGACAACAGCUCAAAUCUUACAACUUUUGGUCCCUGACAGGCCUUGAGUACGUGAUCACUCAGCUGAAGUCUGUUGUGCUGGCUCUCGCUAUGAUUGACCGACACCUGUCUGUAGAGAAAGCUGUGCUGCUCUCAAGACUAGAGGAGGAGUUUCAGAUCCGCCAGUGGGGGAAUGUGGAGUGGGCCCACGAUUAUGACAUGUAUGAACUGAGAGCACGGACUGCUGCUGGAGCCCUUUUUGUCCAGCUGUCUUCUGAGACUUCAUCUGUUAAGCGCAAACUUUUACAAGAUUAAAAAGUAAAGCUUUCACAAAAGUAGUGACUGGACUUCUCAAUCUCUAGACCAGCCAGACCCAAACAUGUUUACUCUGUGUCUUUGACCGACAUUCAUCUCACUCUGACCAUCUUCUCCUGCAGUGUUUUUGUGGCAGCUGUCAAAUGUGACUCCAGACUGAGCUCUGUCAGCUCGCAGUCAUCUGUGGUUCUGGAUGUUGCACGGGUUCUCAAAGAGUGACUCACAUUGUUUUGUAUUAGAAUGUGCUGUUCUGUGCACAUUACACUCUGAACUGUGAUACAAUAAAGCAGAUAAUUGAAACAUGAGACACAGGACCAGUAGGUUCAAGUUCAUGGUUAUAAGGAUAUGCUAUUAUUGAAUGUCGUCAUACCAUGAAUUACUGACAAGACAAGUCAAGACAAAUAAAUAACUUAUAACCUGU
Molecule: messenger RNA, 1476 nt
Organism: Boleophthalmus pectinirostris (great blue-spotted mudskipper)
Lineage: Eukaryota; Metazoa; Chordata; Actinopteri; Gobiiformes; Gobiidae
Gene: atpaf2
Product: ATP synthase mitochondrial F1 complex assembly factor 2
Exons: 8
Coding region: 204-1055 (283 amino acids)
Biological process (GO): mitochondrial proton-transporting ATP synthase complex assembly
Cellular component (GO): mitochondrion
Source: RefSeq, a predicted model, not a curated record